CCCCUUGCGGCUCAGACUGGAGGGGCUGUGGGCUCCGCAAGGUCAUUUAACGCUGUUAAACAAUCGGGACCGAGUUACUGUCAGAACGUCCGUCUCUUUCCCUCUCGUACUGAGACUCACUUCCCGAGAGUUUACAGCGGGAAAGAGGCUUGAAACGCAAAUCCCGGAAGCGACUUGGGCGUAUAGUGGAAAUCUGUGUAGGUGAGACUUUGUUACGGCGCAUUGCCCGGAAGUUGCUGAAUGAUCUGGGGAGGAGGCUUGGAACGCAUUGCGGAAAGUGAUGGCUCCCCGUUGGCCAAUAGUUUACGGAAACUGCUGGUAAGUGUUGGUGACACUGUGACACUGUAUCCAUGGAAACAGAUGCCGCUUCCUGGUCAGUCACUUCCACAGGGACCAAAUGGGAAUCUCCCAGGAACCCACUGACCCAGUGAUGGGGAACCAGGAUCCAGAUCUGCUGCAUCAGAGAAUCCUGAGUCUCACACUGGAGAUUAUCUACCUGCUGACUGGGGAGGGCUACACUGUUACAAAGAAGUCAGGUGAUGGCGCCCCCCCACAGACCUGCACUGACUGUAUGUUGGGAGGAGCCUGCAGGCACCAUGUGACCCCAACUGUGGGGGCCCUGCAUGCCCCUGGCUCCGCCCUACAGAAGGAAAAUGCCAAGAGGAUCCUGGAACUCAUCUCCAACAUCAUCCAGCUGCUGACUGGAGAGGUUGCCAUAAGGUGUGAGGACGUCUCCCUCUAUUUCUCCUUGGAGGAGUGGCAGUAUUUAAAGGGGAACCAAACCCGAUACAGGGAAGUGAUAAAGGAGAACCGGCAGCAGCUCCGCCCACUGGGCUGUGCCCAUGGAGAUGGCAGUGCCAGUAAACCUGCUGUGGGGGCAGAUCUGUGCAAUGCAAAGGAACCAGACAAGACUGGGGCAGAAGAAGGAGACCCCCCAAACCCUGACAUUGCCCCAACUGAUCCCCAAACAGCGACCAACUGCUUCUCUCAUGGGAUUAAAGAGGAGCCUACUUCAUGGGAGGAGUAUUCUGAUUGGAAGAUUGAUUCCCUCACUGACACCGGGGGAUCCGGCCCGAUUGGCAGCCUCUCAGCACACAAUGGCCCAAAUGGGAUUAAAAAGGAAGCGGCUCCCUGGGAACACGGAAAAUGCUCAAACCGGAAUAUUAAGCCACUUUUGGAUCAGAUCCCGGGAUCAGAACCACUGACUGAUAACAUGAGAUCCAGCCUAAAUAACAGCCUGUCGGCAGGGUAUGGAUCACAGAGGAUUAAAGAGGAACCAGAUUCAUGGGAAGUUUAUUCUGAUUGGACCAUGAGUUCCCUUACAGAACCGGUACAGGCAGAUGCAGCCCAUAGAAAGGGACCCAGUGUCUGUAGCAGCUUGUCAGAACAUUCUGGGUCUAAUGGGGAAACAGCUUCAUGGGUUAGCUUGUCAGUAAAUAGCCUAUCCGGUUGUACUGAGGGGGAACCAAUACCCCAGAAAGUGGGUGGAGCUUCAGAUCCCAAGUGUAAUCCCACCGGAACCCCCAGAACUGCCCCCCCCAUCCCUAUUAUUGGGCCCAGCCCAAAGCAGCAAGAUGGCAUCAGGAUCCUGACUAGCACCCAGCCGGGGGCCCCCAAGCCCAAGGUGAUCUACACGUGCAGCGCCUGCGGGAAGCCAUUCACCAGCAGGAAGCACUGUGAGCGGCACCAGAGGGUCCACACGCGAGAGACCACCUUUCCCUGCGCUGAAUGCGGCAAAUGCUUCACUCAGCGGUCGCAUCUAACGGCGCAUUCCCGAAUGCACAGCGGCGACAAUUCCUUCACUUGCGCCGAAUGCGGCAAAUGCUUCUUGUUCCAGAGCGACCUCAACCGGCACGUAAUCACCCACACCGGCGAGAAGCCAUUCUCCUGCGCCCAGUGUGGCAAGCACUUCGGCCACCUCUAUAGCCUCAAGCGCCACCUCGUUAUCCACUCGGGCAACAAGCCCUUCCCCUGCCCCCAGUGUGGCAAAUGCUACUGGCACCAGGGGGAUCUGAACCGCCACAUCGUCACCCAUUCGGGGCAGAAGCCCUUCUCUUGCGCCCAAUGUGGCAAAUGUUUCUGGGUGCAGCGAGACCUCAGCCGCCAUGUAAGGGGCCACACCGACCCCAUUCCUGCCCCAGGGGAAAAUUAUGUUUAUUGAUUUGGGGGCAUCACCAGACUCUAUCAGUAACAAUCUGUGGGUACAGUGGGCUCCGCCUCUGGCAUUUCUGAUUGGAGGACUGUGUAUUGCGCCAACUGAAUUAGAUCUGAAUAAAUCUGCACUGUGCCA
This is a messenger RNA of Xenopus tropicalis (tropical clawed frog), 2290 nucleotides long. RefSeq names its product oocyte zinc finger protein XlCOF8.4. The record is from RefSeq and is a predicted model, not a curated record. Gene Ontology annotation, biological process: regulation of DNA-templated transcription. NCBI's taxonomy places the organism in Eukaryota, Metazoa, Chordata, Amphibia, Anura, Pipidae. The transcript has 5 exons. Bases 398 to 2161 code for a protein of 587 amino acids. Gene Ontology annotation, cellular component: nucleus.